GUGGAAGGCUCCAACAGUCUCUCACGAACUUCUGCUCCGCGUCUCUUCUCCGUUUGUGAACAUCGCGAAAGUCAUACUAGUGCGUAAAUUGCAUCGAGAUUUUGGAGUUUCGUUAAAGUUACCAGAGAAGUUCGUAACUUUAUUUCCUUGGUCGAGAUCGCAUUUUUGGAGUGGAAUUCUGGAAGUGUAUAAAUCGUGAGAAUUUUAUCAGCUAAAAAUAAGAAGAGAAAUUAUCUGCAGUUUGUUCGUGUGUUUUAUUAUGUUACAAUGAUUAUUAUCAUGACAUCAUGAUAUGUGUUGCGAAAAUAAUAUAUGCUUUUACAAUGACCUCGACAGUUUGAGUUGUUCAAGAAUCCAAGGAUUUAUUGCGAACUGCAAACCUUAAUAUUAUACUAUAUUUAACAGAUGGCUUUGUGCACAAAUUGCUAAGUUAAAAUCAGUUUUAAAUUAUUUAAAUUGUUUAAUGAUUUUAUCUCGCUUUUGAUGAUGAUUAGCAGUCCAUGACGAUUUAUAGUAUCAACGAUUAAUCUUCUGUUUGUCGCAUCCGUUAAGACUUCGUUGUGAACUUUCAAGAAUACAAUCGACUAAUCGUGUAAUCUUAUAGACGGAAGAAUUUUCGAGACUUUUGCAUUUUAUUCCCCUGGCUUGCUGCCUCUCGUGCCCUUCGCUGUAGGAUCGCCUGGGCUCUUACAAUGCUUCAAGGAACACCCCAACCUCAUUAGGCGUCGCGUCGAUUAACAGUCAGUGAAGCAAGAAGAAAACGACAGGAGCACGCAUUUCACGAAAAUGCGCCGUUUCAGGGCCGCAAUAAGUUAUUUCCGAGGGAUAACGAGAAACGAGGUUCGUCGGUUCAUCAUAUAUCGAAUCUCUGCAUCGUGUGCAGAUCGCCCAGCACGCGGAAGACACAACGCUGUGGGACUACAGUAGUGAUCAAGAGGAUUCAGCAAUCCAAGAACUAACUCACAGAUAUUAAAAUGUCUCAACCGGAAUUGAUCAGUGAUCUAGAUGUAGCUGAGAAUCCGCAGCAUCCUUGUCAGUGCUCCGCGAUGGAUCCUGUAAGAGACAGAACGGAAAGACACGUGGGAAGCACCAGGAUCUCCAAUAAUCAAGAUUUUCCGCGAAGUCUGGAAACCUUACAAAGUGCUUUCGAGCCGAUACGAAGAUUGGAGAGUCCUCAUCAAGAUAAUUCGCAACAGAUCAGCCUGGAUAACGCCAGGAACAUCGAUCUCCUAGAUCGCCAAGCGAGCAUAUCGCCUAAUCCAAGAUCCAUGAACAAUCAGAACUCGAUAUUAUUGCUUCACGGGCAUAAUCUGUCUUGUAGUCCGCGUAACUUGGAUCUAUCGCGCAAUCUCGCAUUCGAGGCGGCUCGAAGGGUCCAGGAGACCUCGAGCCUACAGGACAAUCAACACAGUUUGACCUCGAGUCCUAGUCCUUUACUGGAGGCCGAAUCGAAUCUGCUCGAGACGAGCAGUAAGGAAUUGGAAGAUCAUAAUAGCUUGUCACCGCAAAAGCAAAACUCUAGCAAAGACAAGCUGAAGAAUGUUCAACAAGUAUUGAAUCCGUAUCAACAUCAUCAUGAACCGGCGGCGGUGGAUCGUAGCGUUCACGGACACUUCCACGGCGAUAUACACGGUCACAUUCACAAGCACACCGAUAACUUCAGAAGCAAUUCGAAUCUCGAUGCCGGCGAGAGCUUGAUGGGCUUUCAGCAGCACCAGCGACCACACGCGCAUCAUCAUCAUGGCAAUACAAAGACGAAUGUCACUCAUCAUCACGGGUCCGGUGCGCAUCACGCACACUCGCAAGGAAUGACCGGACAUCAUCACGGAAAUCUGGUGUCUAAUCUCACCAGCCAUAUCCACGGAACAUCUGGUUCACUAAGCGCGUCCGGUUCCGGUUCGAUGAAUCAAACCAGCUCCACCACCUCCACUGGACACCAUCAUCCAACGUCGAUGCCUAUCACGGCUACGAUAAAUCACGUAAACUCGCCACGCAGUCAUCAACGACUCGGCGCCGGCCAUGGCUUGACCCAUCACUCGAAUCCUACCUUUCCCGGCGAUCAUCACGGUGUUUCCAGUGCUUUGAGCGGUGCGUCGUCUAAUUCGAGUAUGAUGAACCACGGCGGCUCGCCUACGGUGCAUCGGCACGUGGUCAACGUCAACAACAGCCUGUCGACGACACCUCUGGGCGGUCACCAUCGCGGCAGUUCGUCGGGUAGUCUGACCGGUCAUUCCAGCGUAAAUCACCAUCACAUCAGCUCCGGGAUAUCAUGCGAAUCCUCAUCGUCGAACGCCAAUACCAGGACUCACAGCAGGUUGGACCACGUUCACGAUCAUCAUCAUCACCUGCAACCUGUGCAUCAACUGCACACGAGUCAUUCCGAUGCCAGGCCGAGAGAUCGGGCGCCUUCGAGCUUGGAUCACCAUGGGCAUCUUCAUGGACACGUGCACAAUCAUGGGCAUCCACACGGACAGAAUGAUACCAAAAAUGCGUCUCUCAUAGGCGUCGAUGCCAUUCAGGUUUCAGCCCCUACGAAGAACAAGUGUCAAUGCCACGUGGUGCAGCAACCCGGAGGAAACAACAGAGGAACAGAGGGUGAGAGUGAUGCAGGCAUUGAGGUGGCAUCGAGAACGCAUCAACCCCCUGCCCUUCCACCACGUCCACCACCGAGACCAACGAGACGUUACGAGACAGCUACUGCCAAUCAAUGUCACAGCGGCGAAGGUGGCUGCUGCAAGAAGUACGUUGUCCUCUGCUGCCUCUGCGGUGGGUUAAGCGCAGCGGUCGGCAGCCUCUUUUUGGCGGUGCACGCGGUCCUGUCGGCUCACACGGCCAGUCUAGCGCUCUUCGAGACCGUCCCAUCUUACAUUCCUGGCAUUAUGUUGAUCCUCAUGGGUCUUUUCACAAUGCUGCUAGCUAGACGAAAGCACAGAUACGGACUUCUGAUGAAAGUCUGCGGUUCCGUGGGAGUGGUGUGCGCGCUGGUGUGCGUGCUCGUUACCGUCACGACCACGGUAAUUCACAUGUCGCGAUUGCAGAAUCUUCGCGAAUGCGUUUACACUGCGCGCGCGAGAUCGUGCACAUGUUAUGGUGCGCCGCAGUCGAAGGGAGACCCUGGCGUACUGUUCGAGGGAACUCCUCAUUGCGAGGCAGUGCACGGCGCAUUGUCGGACUGCCUGAGGGCUCUCUUCGGCGUCUCGGUGGCCGGUAUACUGGCCUGCAUAUUCUCGUGCAUGCUCGUAUACCAGUUGUUGAGUCACGAGAAGAAGAAGAUGUACUGGGAACAGUUGGAGCUGAGAUGCAGAUCGUUGUACGGUCAGGGUGGCGCCGUGGGACCACCGGCCGGAUCCUGCGGAUGCUGCAACGAUUGCGGGGGUGCGAGUCCGUGGUGGGCGCAGACACCGGGAAAUCUGUACACGCCGAAUCCCGACAUGGCACCUUCCAGAAGGUGGCGAUUACCUUGGUCCAGAUCAAGAGGUCCAGCACCGAGCCCGGAUUCAAAUUAUGGCUUUCACACGCAAGCACGAGCAACGGAAACCAACGUGGAAGGAGGAACGGGGCCGUACAGCGUCCUCAACUCGCAAUCGAGUGGUCCUUAUUCCGUUUUAAACACUCAGAACGUUCCGUACACACCGAGCACUGCAUCUUACAGCGUUUUGGAAACGCCAGUGCCAUUAUGGGGACCGCCACCUCCUUACAGCGAUCCUAACAGUCCCGCUAGAAGGCCGCAAAUGACCGAAUCGAGAACCAGAAUUGCCAAGAGGAUGGAUAACUUUGAAAAUAAUGAAGAUCAUAGAUCGAGAUCCGCGAAGCGUCCCACUGAUAAUUAUGAAAAUGCCGAGGAGAUUUCCAACAGCACGGAUCCCGAAGGCGGAAAUGAGGGAACCGUCAAAGGUAGGAGAAUUAGAAAACCGUUGAAGGGAGUGGAGAACGGGGCAUUUCAGCAAGAAACGAAUCCCGGCCCGAAACAGUCCGAAAGUGAGCUAUACUUCGGUGACGUAUCUUCAUGCUGCGGACCUGAAAGUAGUUUUUACGAUUUGGCUGUGGAGAAAGAAGGUGCGGAACGUUCGGAAGGUGCCGACUAUCUGGCGACCAGAUUGGGCAAACGUCAGCUGUCAAAGAGAUCCCGGCUGCCUCUUCCGUUGCCUACGGACAACGGUGACAUUCCUGUCGAUAAUUACGCAAAUAGUGACGAGCCAAGGAACGCUAGAGGCCCGUUCCUCGCUCCCGACGCGCAAUAUGAGGUGAUUCAGCAGGGUCGUUAUUCCUAUUACACAUCGAAGGAUGACGAGGAAUUACAGGAGGGUCCGGCGAGUUCCGGUUAUUUCCGGGAGGACGAGAACGAGAGAGCGCGAGAAAGGGAUUACAGGGACUACAGGAAUAGCCAGGAGGAGGAAACGCCGCAGUGUUGCUUGAGCGACUCGACGACUCCUGAUUCCGGUUGGCAGAGCGGUGAACAACAGCAAUCAGAUGACAAUGUGCGGCCGGUGAACGUGUGAUCUUAAAUACUUAUAAGAUUUUAACGACAACAAAGUAACAAACGACCAGCGAUUUUUCGCGAAAAAGUAAAGAUAAUUAGAUCGUAACGAAGGAAAUGCGACAAUAGUUUCUGAUCUGUGAAUAAGUAAUUUAGAUCGAUCGUGUAUUUAGAUCUUGUUUCCCGGCAAACAAAGCAAAUAGCUGCAGUUUUGCUUGGAACUUAAUCGCCGGAAUAGAAAUGUUAGGGAUGGUAGAGCUCGAGCUUGGCAAAUAAGGUCCUAGUCGGAUGAUGUGUACGUGAUAGGUUCGUUAAAAAAAAAUGAAAACGUAAUUAAGUUGUUAAUGAGCUAAAUUUACAAUCGAUAGAGCGAAACUGAAAGAGGUCUGGAGAUGACAUGUGUAUCGCAUCGAUUCUUUUUCUCCCGAAGCAGACUGUGUUGUUAAUGAAACUAAUUUAAGAACAACGUUUCGUACCUCUUAAAUAUUUUAAGUGGCCGUGACACAUAUGUGACAUAAUGAGUACUUUGACAAUUUUCUUGCGUAAAUAAUAGUUAUUUAAUAAUAAUUGUCAAUUUCAUCUUCUUGAUGGACAUUACAUUCUAUAUCUACGUGUCAUGCUGUAGAAAGUAUAUAAUAAAAAUCGAAAUAGAGAGAGGGAGAGAGAGGGGGAGAGACUUCGAUACAAGAUACAUAGUGAUAUAAACGAUAACAUCAAAUGUAACUGUGAAUUUCGAUUUGAAUGACAUUGAGAUUACUGCCAUUAAUUUUUUUCGUAAGAAGUUUGUCGGUUGAAUGUAAGCUAUAUACAUAUAUAUGUAUAUUUAAUUGAAGAGUAAAUAUGAUUAACAUGCGAUCAAAGUGAGAUUUAUGCUACGAGAUUCAUGCUAAUUCUUGAUAAAAUCAAGCAAUGUGAUUGGAGACAAACAGUUUAGGCGCAUAAAAAUUCCUCGUGUUCAGUAUAAGACGUACAGUAUUAAUGAAGCAAUUUAAACGAUCAUAUGACAAUUGAUCGUAUGAAAUACAAUUGUCAAGUAAAAAUGUUCAUUGCAUAGAAUGAAAUAUUCGCGGCAAAUUCUGUGUAUUUUUGCACAUUAAGCGAUGUUGCUCGUGUUGUUCGUAAUAAUAAAUAAUAGUGUGUACUAAUAAUAAAUAUACCCAAGAAAUUAUCUACACUGAGAUAGAGAAUAGAAAGAGAUCGAUGCAGAAUGAGAGAGAUUGAAAGAAAGAUUUAGAUAUUAGUUUCAUAGUCGAUUGUUUGUUGAAAAUGUAUCUCUUCUCGUGAACGAGAUGUAUUACUUUAUCAAAAAGAUGUCCACUUCUCUUAUCGGAUAUCCAUUCGCUAUUUAUUGUAUUUGACUUGUAGUAGUAAUAAGCGUAUUUUUACUUGAAAUUUUUUAUAUAUUCGUUACGUAUAUACGGUAUAUAAAAUUAAAAUUGCCGAUCAAUUGUUCUUUGUUGGAUACGCGGUAUAGAUCAUGUACAAAAGUGUGCUUUACUCUUGCCAAUUGGAUGUUAGUUGUAUAACUUGCCGAUCAUCCCCGCUCAAUGAUCAAACGAUAUAUGUUUGUAAUGUUAAGAAAGUAUAUUUAAUGAGUACUUAAUUUUUGCGUCUCACACACAUCGUCAUUAUAAUUUUAAUUUAUUUCUCAGUAUCUAUAAGUAAAACGUUUCGUAUUCCUUCACCUCGAUUAAAAGCUUCAUCUCGAACUGUAAACUUCACUUCGGAUCUUUCUAAUGAAUUGCGUUAUCAAUGUGCUUACUGACACUCUUUAUUUCAGUGUCACGCCGUUUUCAGGUCACGAAGAUUUGCAUUCGGAAAUCACAAUUCAGGUGGACCAAGGACAAUAUAGAGAGAUCAAUCGAAUUAAUUAAUAGGGCACUCGUCGGUUGUCUAUUUUCGUUAUCGGCCGCUCGAGAGACAUAAGCAUGUAAAUGAAAUACAUAUUUUAUCAUCCGAUGAAAAAGAUACAUUGUAGCGCAGUAGCUUAAUAGCGUGAAUAAAUGAAUGAAAAGUGUACCUUAAGAGCGAGCCGCAGAGUUAUAGCAAAUCCGGCGCGCCAAACGUCGAACAAUGUAUUUGACAAUGAUUAAGAAUAAAGGAUGAUUUUGCGAAGAAA
This is a messenger RNA of Camponotus floridanus (Florida carpenter ant), 6596 nucleotides long. RefSeq lists its product as uncharacterized. Lineage: Eukaryota; Metazoa; Arthropoda; Insecta; Hymenoptera; Formicidae. The transcript is spliced from 11 exons. The record is from RefSeq and is a predicted model, not a curated record. The coding region runs from base 975 to 4499 and encodes 1174 amino acids.